Messenger RNA from Symbiodinium sp. CCMP2592, 642 nucleotides. The record is from the annotation of a GenBank genome assembly. NCBI's taxonomy places the organism in Eukaryota, Dinophyceae, Suessiales, Symbiodiniaceae.
AUGGCUGCUGAAGGGGCCGGGGUGGAUCAAUCGACUUGGUGGAAGGGGUUAGCUGCCAUAUGGGAGGACAAUUCCUUGGUCAGGUCCCGUAUUCACCGAGGCGAUCAUUUACUCUUGCCUGAUCCUGAAGCAGUUAACAAAGGGGCUAGUGAAGCUGAUAUUGAGAAGCAGUUCACAGACAAGACGAUGAUGAAUCUGCGGUACAAUGUUGAAGUGCUCGAGCCCGCUCUUCAGAAAUGGGCGGAGAACGACCCGACAGCAGUCCCCUUGGUGGACGAUCUUAGUUCCGAAGUGGAAAAGAUCCUUCAUUUGUGUAACAGGGAUCACCCAGGUGAGGAGGCAGAUGAUGAGACGCCGGCCAAGGCAGUGCCCAGAGGAAGCUCCUGUGCUAAGAGCUUAAUUUCUCCAUUGGGUGCCAUUCGUGAUCCGAGCAAGGACCUGGACUCGAUUGUCAUUUCAGAUGAUGAGCUCAAACUCGAGAAUGUCGAGGAGAGCUGCACCCGUCACCACGCCAAGAGCAUGCAGACGGACAGGGCUUAUGUGGAUGAGUAUUUGGAGGCUUUGAUGUCAGAGGCAAAGCGCAGGAAGCAGAUGGGAUUGAAGUGGAUGUGUUUUCCGACUUUUGUCGUUGUUCGUUCCUGA